UGGCGCCGGGAAGAUCGUGUCUUGAGGUCGCCUGCACUACUGGAAGGAAGGAACUAAUUAAAAAGAGACAAGCCGUUGCCGCAAGAAUAGAUCUGUGCAAGUGUGGAGAUAUAAAAUCCCCGUACAGAAAGCAUGGCAACGAUCCACAUUGGGCUAUUGCUUGGCUUGAUAGGGCACAGCUGGGCAGGUCUUCCCAGUUCCACACUGACAAUCCACCCUCUGAAACCGCUGGUGGAACGCGGGGGCUCCAUCCAGUUGACCUGCUCCAUGGACUGCCCAGGGGGGAAGGUGCAAUGGGAAGGCCUGGACACAGACUUGGGGGACAUAGUCUCCAACCACACGCACAGCGUCCUGACCGUGACCAACGCGGCCAUCAGCAUGGAAGGCAUGAAGAUCUGCACGGGGCAAUGUCGCAGGGCCUCCUACCAGAGCAGGGUGGAGUUGCAAGUAUACUCCUUUCCCGACAACUUGCAGCUGGACUCCCAGCCGGAAACGCUGACAGCCGGGCAGCCAGGCCACCUCAUCUGUUCCUUGAGGCAGGUGUACCCUCCAGGUGCCCUUACCCUGAGCUGGUUCAGGGGAGUGGAGAGGCUGGCGGCGUCUGAGGAGGAGGAGGAAAUGGAAGAUUCCCAAGAGCAGCUGUUUGCCUAUCGCUCUGUCCUGGAGGUCCCGACAGCUAUGGAGCACGCGGCCUACAAGUGCACAGCGACAUUGCAGGUUGAGCUUCACGCUUUCCGCCAAGAAAGGCUGGCCAUCGUGAGCACUCAAACUACGCAGAUGCCCAGCACUACAGCGGAGGCUGCCUUUAUCUUCAAGAUGGAAAGCACAAGCCACGUGGCUACUCCCGAGCCAGCCACCACCUCUGGCUCGCAUUCCUCAUUGGUGGCAAUCACCAGUGGCCUUCCUCUUCUCAUUCCCACAGAGCAUCCCACCACAGUGGUGGCACCGACAGCUCCCCCCACACUGGAGCCCCUUCCCCAAACAAGCAGCCAUUCUCCAGCAAAGAAUCACAUGCAAACAAGGCCUCAGAAAUCUGUGACAGGGGCCAACACCAAAUGGAUCCCCACCUCGACUUUGUCACCGUCGGCAGAGACCUUGGCCAAACUCAGGGCGACUUCCCAAGCCUCUCACUCGACAGACAGACAAACUGCCACCCAGCCGGUUUCCAACAACAAUGUCCGCCUCAUUGAGGUGGCCACGGAAAAGCUACGCAGCUCCACCUUCCUAAGCCCAAUGCUUUCCAAAAACCACUGCCGCCCUGUGAUCAGCCCCAGCCCAGCCCAAGGUACCACAGGCGACGCCCUGCAAAUCACAUGCCACGCUGUGGGCUGCAGCGAAGACGUCCAGAUCCGAUGGGUGGAAACUCCAGUGGAUCAGUCCCGAUACCAUCAGGAAGAAGCCGAGGGCCGAUCCACCCUGAUGGUACAGAGUGUUGACGUGGAGCACCAAGGGGUCUACCGGUGUGUUGUGAUGGCCAGCCGGCCCCAGAUAGCCAGUUUACGCGUCGUUGUCUCUGAUGGUGCGUUCAGCACGGACUCAAUCAUCGCCAUCGGGACAGCAGGCUCCCUCUUAGGGCUGAUCGUCACCGGGUACGUGUCCCAUCGCUUGAAGAGGCGAGGCGGCUAGGGGCAGACAACUCUAUCGCGAUCCAUCUCCUCCCACGCUGCCCCAAUGACUUUUUUGUUGCUGUCGUUGCCAGGGCAAAUGAAAUGAAUUUGGGGAGUGGUGGUGAGGCCUCCGAGGGAGGAUGGAACCAUCGCAUUGCCUGCUGCUAGAGUGACACGCAGGAAGACUCAAACAGUUUUUUCCAGCACUUCCAAGGAUCACAGAGCUGGAAGAGAGAUGUCCAUUGCAGCUUUCCGCACCAUGCGAGGGGAGGGUAAUCAACCCAUUCAUCCGCCUCCCCACUAGCAAUCCCAGCCAGACUGAACCCAUAACCUAAAACCAUAUAGAGUUUUUAUGGAUCUUGGAGGCCAUCUAGGUCAGUCGCCUGCUUAAAGCUGGUUCCCUGUUGCCAUUUGCCUUUAGGACAAGGCGACUAAAGCCACAACCCUAAAAACACAACUUACUUUGAGAGUUAGUCACCUUGAACUCAGUGGAAAUUAUGUUUGAGUUGACCUCUUUAGGGUGGGGGCUGUAAGAGGUAGGCCGUGAUCGAGGCUUAUGCUGUCUUGAAUGCUGCCAAGUGUACAGAAACUAUUCUUGGAGAACUGUUCAGCUCAAAGGUCAUCUGAGAGCACAAGAAGGGCUGGAUCAGGGCAAAGGGGGACUAUCUCAUAUCCUGCUAUCGCAGUGGCUAGCCAGAUGCCUGUCAUGGGAGAUCCGCAAGCAGGACCUGAGUGCAAGAGCGUUCUCCCCUCCGGCUGUUUCCAGCAACCGGUAUGUGUAGUUGAAAGCCGUUCCCGUGCAAUCUCAACCCGCUGGUUCGGUUCCUACCCUCUGAAGCAGAGGUCGGAAACCUCAAACCGGUGGGCCAAAUGCAGCCCUCCAGUGGAGGCUGGUCUUUUACACUGGAUGGGACCCUGCCCCACUAACCUCCUUCAUUACAACCAGUCCAGGGGGUGGCACCAAGUGGAGAACUCAGCAGGGAGGAGGAAGAUUGGGGCAAAACUAGUGAGUUGGCUCCGCCUCUCAUUGGGUCUGGUUCCGCCUUCUGUCUGGGCUCCCCGCCUCCCCCCUCCCCGCCAGUCCCAAAUGUGCAGCGGCUACUGAGCAAACAGCCUCAGUGACUGUUUCAUUAUUAUUGCCAGCAUCAAGCCAUUGGGAGCAGGAACCUUUUGGCAAUCUGUCACAAAUCCUCAGCUGACUGCCAAUAGCUUCCAAUUUAUUUUCUGCCCACCUCUGGUCCUGCUGGCCCACCUCUCCUCUAUUUCUUUCCCCACCACCACCAUCCCGAGCUCUUAAACUCAAGAAACCGCUAAAUGAAAUGAAACAGACCAAGUACAAACAAAACCAGGUAUUUUUUUCAUGUAGCCCAUAAUUAGACGUACGGACCUGAUUGCCAGACACUUUAGCGAUGGCCGUUUACAGAACUUUUUGAGAGUCUCUUCUCAUCACUUUUACAGAGGGUAGGUCUAUCAAUUGGCUGCGGUAGCCACAAAUGGAACCUUCAGCAUCAGGGGCAGGCUUUCUGGCUUGUAAAAUACUGAAGACAGCCAGCCAAGGAAUGGCUGCCAACUUGACACCCUUCCUCCUUGCUUCCCUGGGACAUCUGCUGCAAACAGGAGACGGGACUGCAUGAAUCUUUACUCCGGCUGUGCAGUGAGUUUUUGCAUUCAGUGCAGACCUUUUCAGCUACAGCAAUGUCCCUAAGAUGAUUGCUUUGUAUGGAUGCCCGGUCUGUUGUACAUACAGUGUGUUUUUUGUACAGAAAUUACCACAGCUGUAAUUAAACAUCUGUUUUCUCCGUCAUGGCUGCUUUAUGCUAUUCUAGUGAGCUUGCUGUAGGCAGUAGGUCUCCUCUCAUGGGAAACCGGGAGAUCAGUUCCCCAGCUGUUUACAAGGCUGCUCUCUACAUUCCUUUGAGGAAGGGCCAGAACUGUGGCAGAGCAGAGCACCUGCUUUGCAUGCACAAGGUCAUAGGUUUAAUCCGGAAAAAAGAUCUGGUGGUGGGAGCGGCCAUUCUUUGCUGGAAACCCUGAACAGCUGCUGCCUGGCAGAGCAGACAGUACUGAACUAGAUGGGACAAAUGAGUCUGGCCUGAUAUAACGCAGCUUCC
Rhineura floridana is the source of this 3718-nucleotide messenger RNA. RefSeq names its product mucosal vascular addressin cell adhesion molecule 1 (gene MADCAM1). Gene Ontology annotation, biological process: leukocyte tethering or rolling; positive regulation of lymphocyte migration; integrin-mediated signaling pathway. NCBI's taxonomy places the organism in Eukaryota, Metazoa, Chordata, Lepidosauria, Squamata, Rhineuridae. The record is from RefSeq and is a predicted model, not a curated record. Gene Ontology annotation, molecular function: integrin binding involved in cell-matrix adhesion. Bases 133 to 1626 code for a protein of 497 amino acids. The transcript is spliced from 5 exons. Gene Ontology annotation, cellular component: membrane.